Capronia coronata CBS 617.96 is the source of this 1089-nucleotide messenger RNA. RefSeq lists its product as uncharacterized. The transcript is spliced from 3 exons. Lineage: Eukaryota; Fungi; Ascomycota; Eurotiomycetes; Chaetothyriales; Herpotrichiellaceae. The record is from RefSeq and is a predicted model, not a curated record. Gene Ontology annotation, molecular function: dioxygenase activity. The coding region runs from base 1 to 1089 and encodes 362 amino acids.
AUGGCGGACAUCAUUAGAAUCAACCGCGAGGGUCACCACGAGGUCAAAACGGGUCUGGGAUGGCGAAGAGUCCUGUCUCCUCUGAGCGGUGAAGCAGCGACCGACUUGCCCGUUAUCGACAUCAGCGAUAUCACUCAUCCUGACAGGCAACGUCGGAGGAAGAUUGCGAGAAGCAUAUGCGCAGCGGCCAGCAAUUGCGGCUUCUUCUACAUCAGGGACCAUGGCGUGCCGGACAGUGCAGUUGCGUCGAUAUUCCAAGAGACCAAGCGUUUCUUCCACGAUCUCACGCUUGAAGAGAAGAUGGAGUUCGACACCGAGAAGCAUGAGCAUUACUACGGAUAUUAUCCCAUCAAGCUCAACCCGGACCAACCUGCUGGAGCGAAGCUCAAUGAGGGCAUCAACUAUGGCUAUGAGCCCGGUGCUGACCCUGACGCCGAUGCCACGACGCCGCAGAACAAUGGUGAUAACUGGUGGCCCUCGGAAGACCGCCUUCCUGGCUACCGGGACACCGUGAACGUCUAUAUGUCGCACAUGCUGAGGCUGAGCCGGGCUCUUCUGCGCAUGUUCGCACUCGGCCUGGAUUUGGACGAGCACGCCUUCGACUAUCUGGCCACGCGACCAUAUUCGAUCUUGAAAAUGGCGCAUUAUCCUGGCGAGCUCUUUGGGACGGACGAACCAUCAUCUAUCCGGCCCCAUACCGACUUCGAGCUGCUGACGAUAUUGCUGCAAGAUGAAAUUCCUUCGCUGGAGGUAUUGUCGAAUACAGGUCGAUGGAUCCAGGCGACACCCGUGGCGAAGACGUUCGUGGUGAACAUUGGUGACUCGAUGUCGAUGCUCACCAACGGGCAAUUCGUGUCGACUAUGCAUCGAGUACGGAACACGUCAAAACAAGCCAGAUAUUCUGUGCCCUUCUUCCUUGGUGCGAACCAGGAGGCAGAACUUCGUGCGCUGGAUAGGUUCAUCACUGCUGAACAACCGGCCAAAUUUCAACCUAUCGCUUCUGGAGAAUAUAUCCGUCGAUCUCUCCAGGGCGUCUAUUCCAAACCAAACACAGAAAUCAUCUACGACACCAUUGAGCUUCAAGCAUGA